AUGGCUUCUUCUCUCUCUCCCCUCCCCCCUUUAAUUUCCCCUUCUCUACAAUUUUUUGUUUCUGGCUUGUGGUAUCCAUCUCUGGAAUAUAUUCUUCCGAAAGCUCGGUCGUUGGGAAAUUCCGUGUGUGUAGCUUUUUCUUGUUUUGGUGAGGGGGAAAAGUGUGGGGAGGGGGGGUAUAUGUGUAGGUAUUAAGGCUAGCUGUGAAACAUCCAAGAAGAAGGGGGUCCGUGCAGAGGGGGACUGUAUGAUGAUGGACCCGUUUGUGAGAUCACAUAGAGCAGAAGGGGAAAAAGGAAGAUGAUUUUGGCGCUGACGCGGUGGUGGGUACAGAAGAGGAGGGGCCAGAAAGAACUCGAGGUACACGCUUACCUGUACUGCCAAUUUUCAAUUUUGGAGGCUUUUUUCUUCCGUGUAUGUUUGUGUGGUUGAGGAACUCGGUUUCUCUCUUCGUCGGAUGCGCAUAAACAGGCACACCUGCUUUUAUGUAGCUAUCAAUUGAUCUUGGGUUUUCUCUCAUGUCGUGCAGUCAAGCUUUUCCUUUUUUUCUUUUUUUUUUUUUUGCGAGAUGAUUUUCUAUCCAGAAUGUAAAUAUUCUUAACGUGAAGACUGUUCUUACACACAGAUUCGCAAAGCCAAGGACGAUACAUCUUGGAGCGGAGGGGAGAAAAACAUCACCUCGGUUGAUCUUCUUCAAUUGCCUCUCUUCGUUUUCACACAUUGACAAAGUUUCAAAAUAGGCAUGCACACU
Molecule: messenger RNA, 751 nt
Organism: Periconia digitata
Lineage: Eukaryota; Fungi; Ascomycota; Dothideomycetes; Pleosporales; Periconiaceae
Source: the annotation of a GenBank genome assembly